GACAGUCUUCUCCCCCAACAGCAGCUGCACCAGACCCUGCUCCAGCCCUCACCUGGGCAGGCUCCUUUGUGGAUGUUCUCAGCAUCUUCUUCAGUCUCCCAUUGAUUAUAAUAUCCAAUCAGUUGUAACAGCAUGAUGCUCUACCUGUGUGUCUCCGUGGUGACCCUGCUCCUACAGCCUGUGGUGUCCGUCACCUAUAACUGCUCUGCACAACACGACAGGGUCCCAGACAACUCGGACCUGACGGUUGACUGUGGCACCAGCAUGAUUGUCCUCGAGGUGAAUAUGUGUACCGCCCAGUGGGCCGGCUUUGACCCCAGCAGCCUGGCCAUGAAUGGACAGCACAACAACAGCCAGUGCGUGGGCAACAUCGACACCAGCGUCGACCCGCCGGUCAUACGCUACCAGCUGCCAGUCAACCACAGCCAGAAUAACCCCUGUAGGCAAUCACUGCAGAUUGUGAACGAGGUGCCGGACCAGUCUGGGCCAUUCAGCUUCUUCUCCACCAUCCAGUCAGUCAUCAUCACAGGCUUCAUCGACACGCCCAGCUCCUCUGUGGGCAUCAUCAGCUACUCCACAGACCUGUACUACCACUUCUCCUGCCGCUACCCACUGGAGUACCUGCUCAACAACACCAAGAUCGUGGCGUCUUCAGUAUCCGUGGCUACCAGUGACAACAACGGCACCUUCAUAGAUACCCUCAGUAUGAGUGUGUACAACGACACAAACUACACAUAUCCCCUGACAGUGCCUGCUACAGGGCUGGAGCUGAGGACCAAGAUCUAUGUGGAGGUGAAGGCCACCAACCUGACAGGAAAUUUCAAUGUGUUGCUCGACCACUGCUUUGCAACGCCAUCUGCCUACAACAUGUCGAACAGCGACAAGCACAGCUUCUUCACAGGGUGCUCGGUGGACUUGCGUACCAAGGUGACGACAAACGGCCUGUCCACAAACGCCAAGUUCAACUUUGAGGCGUUCCGCUUUGUGGAGCACCGUGACCAGGACAAGUCCAGCACCUUCAUCCACUGCAUCCUCCGGCUUUGUGAACCCAACAAGUGCCAGGAGCUGCUGAACGCUUGUAGACGCAGGAAGAGGUCUGUGAUGCCGUUUGGAACAGAGUCCAGCGACUCAGCCACCGUGUCCGUCGGCCCCCUCUACACCGCCAGAGAGGUGGACCUUCCCGCCGCAGCAGCUUAUGGUGGAGGGACACAGACAAAGGACAGCAAGGGAGACGUGACAGGGCUGGUGGUGGGGAUUGUGUUUGGGACUGCCGCCGUGGCUCUACUGGUAUUGGGGGGAUGGUUCAUCAUGAAGAAGUUCUACUGGGCAGGAGGUCUUCCACAUGCCUUUAACUGAUGCAUCCCUCCACCACCAGUCACUGACUCAUGUCACACAGCAGUCAGACGUUCCAACUGAUGUGACUUUGUAGGUAAAGGUGUUCACCUUUACGAUGAAGGAUAAAAUAUACGUACAAAUCUCAUUAACCUUAUCUAACUUAUCAUUAGUCAGUCAAAUGAUAAAUGAUGUUUACCAUUGUUUUACCAGUGAUGAAGGAAUGUGUAUAUGCAUAAACUACGUACAUAAUUACACUGUGAGAAUUGGAAUUUUACCUCCCUUAAAAUGAGAAAUGUAUCCAGUCAUGCUAAGUAAGCACUUAAGUAUGAAAUCAAUAUCUGUCUCUCUCUUUCACAGUGUUGAUAAGGGUAUUGGAAUGUGGGAACUGCCAAAGUACAUUCUGCAUUUGGUGGACUAUUCACCCAAGGCUGCCUGAGCUAUAACCAGCCAGUAGAUAUGAGGCCAAAAAUAGAACAAUAUUGGGCCUGUUUGGGGAAUUAUGAUAUGGAGUUUUUUGUAUUUACCAACUUUUGAUGUUGUUGUGCGAACAAAGCUCUGUCAAAUAGUGUAGUUUCAAACCUUGAUCUGCUGCUUUGUACAUUGUUGUGAGCAGGUCUGGACUGGGACUGAAUAACGGCCCCGGAAUUUGAAACACAGACCGGCCCACAGCCGUGUAUUCUUAUUAUACUGUAUAUAUCUUUUGGCAUCAUACCACGGCCGUUUGACCAGCCGUUCGGGAAAUCUUCGUACUCUCCCGAUGGCCAGCCCGACCCUGGUUGUGAGAUACAUUAAAAUACAAACAUGUU
Molecule: messenger RNA, 2141 nt
Organism: Hypomesus transpacificus
Lineage: Eukaryota; Metazoa; Chordata; Actinopteri; Osmeriformes; Osmeridae
Product: zona pellucida-like domain-containing protein 1
Exons: 11
Coding region: 133-1356 (407 amino acids)
Cellular component (GO): cell surface
Source: RefSeq, a predicted model, not a curated record